AUGCAACCAUCUGCUGCUUCUGCUACUCCAAACAAGGGAGGCAAAAUAAGUUUCGCCUUCAAGGCCAAGACUGCUCCUGCCCCAGCUCCCAAGCCGGUUCCCGACCUAGCUCAGAGGAUGCUAGCUCGAGAGCCACCUCAGCGUGCCGCCGAGCCACCUUCACGCAACAGGAUGCCGGUCGGCCCACCGCCAAAGUUCAAAUCCGAGCCUCGCUUUGAUCGCCGCGACCGCGACCGCGACCGUGAGCGUGACCGCGAACGCGAACGUGACCGGCGUGAGCGAGAGCGUGACCGUGCACGAAAUGACAGAAGAGACUUCCGAGACUCCCGCAAUUAUCGCGACACGCGAGAACCUCGUGGGCCCCGAGAGCCCCGAAGUAUGCGUGAGGGUAGACGGGACGACCGCCGAUUCGAUUCUCCUCGCACCGAAAGACCUCGAGGAGAUCGGAAACAGGAUUUCCGCCCUGAUCGCCGUCCCGAGCGCUCUCCGGAGCCGAGAAAGCAAAUCAAGAUUAUGACCCGCAUAAAACCACGCCCCGUUCUUUCUGAGGAAUUCGCAAAUUCGGAUUCUGUAUACUACCGAAAACCAGGUAAUGAAUCGGUCAUUGGUGCAGGCACUUACGGCAAGGUUUUCAAGGCGAUUCAUGUGUACACCCAGCGUAAAGUUGCGCUCAAAAAGAUCAGAAUGGAGGGUGAGAAGGAUGGCUUCCCUGUGACCGCCGUUCGAGAAAUCAAGCUGCUUCAACAUCUUCGCAAUAACAACGUUGUCAGCUUAUUAGAAGUCAUGGUGGAGAGGAAUGAGUGUUUCAUGGUGUUUGAAUACCUCUCGCACGACCUGACUGGUUUGAUCAACCACCCGACCUUCACUCUAACAGAAGCGCACAAGAAGGACCUCGCCAAGCAGAUGUUUGAAGGCUUAGAUUAUCUCCACCACCGAGGCGUCAUGCACCGUGAUAUCAAGGCUGCUAACAUCCUGAUCAGCAACCGAGGGCAGCUGAAGUAUGCCGAUUUUGGCUUAGCACGAUUCUUCUCCAAAAGUCGCCAGCUAGAUUAUACGAACCGUGUCAUCACCAUCUGGUACCGACCACCGGAGCUACUACUUGGUGAGACUCGGUACGGCCCCGCUGUUGAUGUCUGGAGUGCGGCUUGCGUAUAUGUUGAAAUGUUCACGAAGAAGGCUGUUUUCCCGGGUGAGGGAGGGGAGAUAAGUCAACUCGACAAGCUCUACAAUUGCCUUGGCACCCCGAACCGCGCCGAAUGGCCAGAUUUGAUUGAGAUGCCUUGGUUCGAGCUAAUGCGCCCGACGGAGCGGAAGAAGAGGAUCUUUGAGGAGGUCUACGGCGAAAUCCUCUCGCCAGCAGCUCUCGAUCUUAUAUCUCAUGUCUUCCAGUAUGACCCUGCGAAACGACCCACCACUGGGCAGAUAUUGGCGCACCCAUACUUCACCACGGAGGAGCCACGGCCUCAGCAAGCUAUCGAGCUCGAGAACAUUGAGGGUGAUUGGCACGAGUUUGAGUCGAAGGCCCUCCGCAGAGAGAAGGACAAAGAACGCCGGGCAGAGUACCAGAGGGAUAAAGAGAAGCGCAAGGUGGCUCCUCUGGCACCCCAAAGUGACAGGGACGCCAAGCGCAUCAAGGCUGGCUCCGAACAUCAGUCAGACUCCGCACAGCCUGCCGAGUAA
Messenger RNA from Aspergillus fijiensis CBS 313.89, 1680 nucleotides. RefSeq names its product putative protein kinase. The coding region runs from base 1 to 1680 and encodes 559 amino acids. The transcript has 2 exons. Lineage: Eukaryota; Fungi; Ascomycota; Eurotiomycetes; Eurotiales; Aspergillaceae. Gene Ontology annotation, cellular component: nucleus; cyclin/CDK positive transcription elongation factor complex. The record is from RefSeq and is a predicted model, not a curated record. Gene Ontology annotation, biological process: protein phosphorylation; transcription elongation by RNA polymerase II; positive regulation of transcription elongation by RNA polymerase II. Gene Ontology annotation, molecular function: cyclin binding; cyclin-dependent protein serine/threonine kinase activity; ATP binding.